AGCCAGUGACUGUGAUUGCACCCUGCAAUGUCACUUCUCAUACUCUCUGCUCAGGAUGUGGACACAAUCACUGUUGCCUUGCCAUCAGCAGAGCUCGAGGCCCUCAUGGCUUCUGUAUUUCAUUGCCUCUCAUUGGGAUCACACUAUGCAUCUCCACAAAGGACAAGCAUUACCAUGUCCCAUCACACAGCUCUGUUUAUGCCCUCAUGGGUUGAGGACAUCAGAACUGCGAUCAAGGUUGUUUCUGUACCUACAUCUGCCAACAAUAAGCAUGGUUUGCCUGCUUCAACCAUUCUGCUGGACAAGGAAUCCAGGCAUGUGGAGGUGAUUGUCAAUGUGAGUGCACUGACAGCCUUGAGGACUGCUGCUGCAACCCUCAGGCACCUAAUAGGCUCUGUCCUUGCAACAUGCUUACUACUCUCUGAACUGCCUAGCUUGUUGGUCACCCUCAGCACUGGGAAACAGAUCGAGGCCCAUGUGGAUCUUCAUAUCCAUGCAUUUCUGUCCCUCAAGCAAUGUACCAUUGUGAAUUGUUCAAUGAGACUUGCAUUGGAUGAUAUGACCAGCAUCCAAAGUGCCAUAGGUCAUGUGAAUGUGAUCUGCAUGGAAACAUCAUCCACUCAACCACUCUUCCCCUCUGAGUGGGUGUUGCCUGGAACACACCUAAAUCUCAUGGGGAGCUUCAAGCUGAGCAUGGUCAAAGUAGACUAUGGUCUCAUUAGCCAGGCAGAGAUGAUCAUUGUCGAUUCAAUUGAAGCAGGUGUGAUUGAGGCUGGAGAACUCAUCGCUGCAAGCCUGAAUGCUGGAGAUAUGGUUGGGAUUGGAUGGUUGGUGGAGAAAUGGGAUUGUAAAGAUGGGCUGGAAGAGAUUCAAAUGAGGAAGGGUGAUGUGAUGGUGUUCAAGUUGCACAUAGUGUAG
Messenger RNA from Pisolithus orientalis, 918 nucleotides. RefSeq names its product NAD-binding protein. The record is from RefSeq and is a predicted model, not a curated record. Lineage: Eukaryota; Fungi; Basidiomycota; Agaricomycetes; Boletales; Pisolithaceae. Gene Ontology annotation, cellular component: cytoplasm. The transcript has 3 exons. The coding region runs from base 28 to 918 and encodes 296 amino acids.